Molecule: messenger RNA, 2138 nt
Organism: Hibiscus syriacus
Lineage: Eukaryota; Viridiplantae; Streptophyta; Magnoliopsida; Malvales; Malvaceae
Product: NADPH--cytochrome P450 reductase-like
Exons: 18
Coding region: 1-2106 (701 amino acids)
Cellular component (GO): cytosol
Molecular function (GO): FMN binding; flavin adenine dinucleotide binding; NADPH-hemoprotein reductase activity
Source: RefSeq, a predicted model, not a curated record
AUGUGGACCCCUGAUUUUGCUCUCCUAUAUGUUCUCGGGUCAAUUUCAUCCCUCUCUCUCUUUGGGUCCCUGUCCCAAAAAUACACGCUUUCAACUCCACCAUCUGUAACUCUGAUCACUCUCGCCCCGAAUCUUCCAUUUGUUUUGCGAUUCGGUAACGGAUUCUAUUAUAGUGAUCACCACGACGUCGGUAGCGGUGAUUAUGGGGCUCUUGGUGUUUCUCUGAAAAAAUCAGCUUCUGAACGGAGUCGUCAUUUGAAACCGUUGGUAGCUACUAAGCCUGUUUCACUCAAGGAUGAUGAAGAUGAUGACGCCGCUAUCGCUGCCAGUAAAACUAAAGUUAUCGUUUUCUACGGCACCCAGACGGGAACAGCAGAGGGAUUUGCUAAGGGUGAUUAUGCUGUGGAUGAUGAACAAUAUGGAGAGAAGCUCAAAAAGGAGACUCUAGCCUUUUUCAUGGUGGCCACUUAUGGUGAUGGUGAGCCAACCGAUAAUGCUGUGAGAUUCUACAAAUGGUUUACUGAGGCAAAUGAAAAGCAGCCCUGGCUUCAACAACUCACAUAUGGUGUUUUUGGUCUGGGUAACCGUCAAUAUGAACAUUUUAAUAAGAUAGCAAAGGUGCUUGAUGAGCAACUUUCUGAACAAGGUGCUAAACGUCUUAUUGAAGUUGGUCUUGGUGACGAUGAUCAAUGUAUUGAAGAUGAUUUUACUGCAUGGAGAGAAUUGCUUUGGCCAGAGUUAGAUCAAUUGCUUAGAGAUGAAGACGAUGAAAAUACUGCCUCUACCCCAUACACAGUUGCUAUUCCUGAAUACAGAGUAGUGAUUCAUGAUCCUGCUGUGAUGCACAUUGAGGAUAAUUACUCUAAUCAGGCAAAUGGGAAUGCUUCAUAUGACAUCCACCAUCCAUGCAGGGUUAAUGUUGCUGUUCAGAGAAAGCUGCACAAGCCCGAAUCUGAUCGCUCCUGUAUACAUUUGGAGUUUGACAUAUCAGGGACUGGGAUCACAUAUGAAACUGGAGAUCAUGUUGGUGUUUAUGCUGAUAAUUUUGCUGAGACCGUUGAGGAAGCUGCAAGAUUGUUGGGUCAACCUCUGGAUUUGAUAUUUUCUUUACACACUGACAAUGAGGAUGGCACACCCCUUGGAAGCUCAUUGCCACCUCCUUUUGCCAGUCCAUGUACACUUCGAACAGCAUUGGCACGAUAUGCAGAUCUCUUGAACCCACGGAAGGCUGCUCUCAUUGCCUUGGCUGCACAUGCCACUGAAUCCAGUGAAGCAGAAAGGCUUAAGUUCUUAUCAUCACCACAGGGAAAGGAUGACUACUCACAAUGGGUUGUCAGCAGUCAGAGAAGUCUUCUUGAAGUUAAGGCCGAGUUCCCAUCAGCAAAGCCUCCUCUUGGUGUAUUUUUUGCUGCAAUUGCUACUCGUUUACAGCCUCGUUAUUAUUCUAUCUCAUCCUCCCCUAGGUUUGUACCCCACAGGGUUCAUGUAACCUGUGCUUUAGUUUAUGGUCCAACUCCAACUGGAAGAAUUCACCGGGGUGUGUGUUCAACAUGGAUGAAGAAUGCAGUUGCUCUGGAGAAAAGCAGCAAUUGUAGCUCUGCUCCUACUUUUAUAAGGCAAUCUAAUUUUAAGCUACCAGCAGAUCCUUCAAUUCCAAUUAUCAUGGUUGGACCUGGGACCGGAUUGGCACCUUUCAGAGGGUUUCUACAGGAAAGAAUGGCUCUUAAAGAAGAUGGUGCAGAACUUGGUCCAUCUAUACUCUUUUUUGGAUGCAGGAAUAGGCGAAUGGAUUUCAUUUAUGAGGAUGAGCUCGAAAACUUUGUGGAGCGAGGUGCCCUGUCUGAGCUUAUUAUUGCCUUCUCGCGAGAAGGGCCACAAAAGGAAUAUGUUCAACAUAAAAUGAUGGAUAAAGCGGCGCAUGUAUGGAACCUAAUAUCUAAGGGAGGAUAUCUUUAUGUAUGUGGUGAUGCCAAGGGUAUGGCAAGGGAUGUUCAUCGCACUUUGCACACUAUUAUUCAGGAGCAGGAAAGCGUGGAUUCGUCAAAGGCAGAGUCUAUGGUAAAGAAACUCCAAAUGGAAGGACGAUAUCUUAGGGACGUGUGGUGAUGGCUGCCCAUUUUCAUUUUAUCCACAGGCCA